Messenger RNA from Ochotona princeps (American pika), 3717 nucleotides. It is a transcript of the gene MOV10L1, whose product is annotated as Mov10 like RISC complex RNA helicase 1. Bases 61 to 3576 code for a protein of 1171 amino acids. Gene Ontology annotation, molecular function: helicase activity. The record is from RefSeq and is a predicted model, not a curated record. Lineage: Eukaryota; Metazoa; Chordata; Mammalia; Lagomorpha; Ochotonidae. The transcript has 27 exons.
CAGGCGCGGGCCUCGUGCUGACGGCGGCGAGAGGACGCGGAGGACUCCGGCGGCGCGGCCAUGUUGCGACUCGCGGCCAAGCUGGUGGCCUUUUUCUGGAGGAGAGAGGACGGCCCCGAGAAGGCGGUCACGCCGCCUGGCCCCGAGUUCGUGGAAGGCGAUGUGAGGCUCAAGACGGUGCAGGGCGUGGUGACCAGGUACUGCAGUGACUACGGCAUGAUUGAUGACUUGAUCUACUUCUCCAAUGACGCCGUGACCAGCAAGGUGCUGCUGAAUGUGGGGCAGGAAGUGAUCGCCGUUGUGGAAGAAAACAGAGUGUCCAGUGGGCUUAAGGCCAUCAGGGUGGAAGCUGUCUCUGAUAAAUGGGAAGAUGACAGCAAGAACUUGAACGAAGGCCUGUCAGACCCCCGCCCCCGUGUGCUGAUCGGCUGUGUGACGUCCCUCGUGGGAGGCACUGGCUACAUCAACCAGACUACGCAUUUCUCUCCAGAGAGUGUGUGCGAAGGUUUCCAGCCCUGUAAGGGAGACUGGGUGGAGGCCGAGUACUGGAUCCGGCCAGGCACCUGGAGCAGUGAGGCCCUGUCCGUGAAGCCGCUGAGGUACAAGCGUGUGGACAAGGCCUGCAUCUCCAGCCUCUGCGGCAGGAACGGGGUCAUAGAGGACAGCAUCUUCUUCACCCUGGACUCCCUGAAGCUGCCAGAGGGCUACGUGCCGCGCAGACAUGACAUCGUCAGCGCCGUGGUGGUGGAGAGCAGCCAGUCCUGCUACGUCUGGAGAGCUCUGUGUCUCAUGCCCGUGCACAGAAACCCCGCCACCCCUGGAGUGCCCCCUGAGGAGUCCUAUGCACCCCUACUGUUGAAGAACAAAGGCGGGCUUGAAGUCACAAGGAUGACCAAUUUUGGAACACUGAAGGAAGGAGCCAGUAAAAGCCUGGUGAUCUGGAUCGAGAAUAAAGGAGACACCGCUCAGAGCUUCGUCAGCUGCAAGCUGGCGGGCUGGGACAAGGCUGGACAGUUCAGGCUGCAGGACCGGGCACACCCGGCCGCCUCUCUGGUUUCUGUUUCUGAGAAGAAUUGUCUAGGUGAAAAUACUGAUUCCUUAAAAAGUUGCAGCAAAAAGAAAACCCCUCAGACACUGAAGAGCAGCUUAGUGAAGAAUGAAGUCUCUCCAGAUGACUGUAAAGAGGACAGACAGAAAGCCAGUGCUGUCUCAGAGCAGACAGCAGAAGUGGAACCUGGGGGUCCCAUCCCCCCUGGAGGGAAGACCUGCAUUGUGGUUGGAUGCGAUGCAAAAAAUCCUGGCCGCUGCAAGGAGCUCCUUCUGCUGUGUUUCUCAAAUUUCCUCAUUGGGCGAUACCUCGAAGUCACUGUCGUGAGCGCAGAGGAGCUGCUCAUCGCCGUCCGCGAGCCCUUCUCUUGGAAGAAGCCUAAAAGCUGCCAGGUGGUGGUGCCCACGAAGACCACCGUGGUUGUGACCACACAGAAGAGGAACUCAAGACGACAGCUUCCAAGUUUUCUCCCACAGUACCCGAUCCCAGACAGACUGAGGAAGUGUGUGGAGCACAAGACCGACGUCCUGACCUUCCAGCCGAUGCUCGCCGAGCUUUUGAACAUGUCGAACUACAGGGAGAAGUUCUCCACUCUGCUGUGGCUUGAGGAGAUCCAUGCAGAACUAGAGCUGAAGGAGUACAACAUGAGUGGGGUCACCUUGAAGAGGAACGGGCAGCUGCUGGUGCUGGAGGUCCCGGGCUUGGCGGAGAGCAGACCUUCGCUGUAUGCAGGUGAUAAGCUGAUUUUAAAGACUCAGGAGUACAACGGACACGUCAUUGAGUACAUUGGCUAUGUGAUUGAGAUUCAUGAAGAAGAUGUUACUCUUAAACUUAAUCCAGAAUUUGAACAAAGCUAUAACUCUGAACCCAUGGAUGUGGAAUUCACGUAUAACAGGACCACAAGCAGACGAUGUCACUUUGCACUGGAGCAAGUCACCCACUUGGGUGUCAAAGUUUUAUUUCCAGAAGAAGUCAUUUUACAGUCUCCCCAAGUGGCAGUGAGUUGGAACCUCACACAGGAUGCCCGAAACGACGGAGAGUCUGCCUCCAAGAAGAGAAACUCUGACAAGGACCAAACGAAAGCUGCUGCAGCAGAGAGGACUGUCGGUGCCGCGGAGCCGCCGGGGGCUGCCGAGACAGGCAGCGGGGUCAGUGAAACCGAGAAUCCCAAAGCAAAAGACAAGGAGUUUUUUAACCCAGUGCUCAAUGAGAAUCAGAAGUUGGCAGUUCGAAGAAUUCUGAGUGGGGACUGCCGCCCACUCCCAUAUAUUCUUUUUGGACCCCCUGGCACUGGGAAGACGGUGACGAUCAUCGAGGCUGUGUUGCAGGUCCAUCAUGCCUUGGCGGACAGUCGGAUUCUGGUGUGCGCCCCCUCCAACAGUGCCGCUGACUUGGUGUGCUUGCGCUUGCAUGAGAGCAAGGUAUUGCGGCCGGCAGCCAUGGUCAGGGUGAACGCCACCUGCAGGUUUGAGGAGACCGUCAUCGACGCCAUCAGACCGUACUGCAAGGAUGGCGAGGACAUCUGGAAGGCCUCGCGCUUCCGCAUCAUCAUCACCACCUGCAGCAGCGCUGGCCUCUUCUACCAGAUCGGCGUGAGAGUUGGACAUUUCACCCACGUCUUUGUGGACGAAGCCGGACAGGCCAGUGAGCCAGAAUGCCUCAUCCCCUUGGGGCUGGUCUCCGACGUCAGUGGCCAGAUUGUGCUUGCCGGGGAUCCCAUGCAGCUUGGCCCGGUCAUCAAGUCGCGGCUGGCCAUGGCCUAUGGGCUAAACGUGUCCAUGUUGGAGAGGCUGAUGGCGCGGCCAGCAUACCUGAGGGACGAGAAUGCCUUUGGUGCUUGUGGUGCCUACAACCCCCUGCUGGUGACAAAGCUGGUGAAGAACUACAGGUCCCACUCAGCCCUGCUGGCCCUGCCCUCCCGGCUCUUCUACCACAAGGAGCUCGAGGUCUGUGCAGACCCCAAGGUCGUGACCUCUCUGCUGGGCUGGGAGAAGCUGCCUAAAAAAGGCUUCCCACUUGUCUUCCACGGGGUGAGGGGCAGUGAGGCGCGGGAAGGAAGAAGCCCCUCGUGGUUCAACCCGGCUGAGGCUGUCCAGGUCAUGCGCUACUGCCUCCUCCUGGCCCGCAGCGUCACAAGCCCCGUGUCAGCCAGCGACAUUGGUGUCAUCACGCCCUACCGCAAACAGGUGGAGAAAAUCAAAAUCCUGUUGCGGAAUGUGGACUUGGUGGACAUAAAAGUGGGGUCAGUGGAAGAGUUCCAGGGGCAGGAGUUCCUGGUCAUCAUCAUUUCCACGGUCCGCUCGAGUGAAGACAGGUUCGAGGAUGACCGCUACUUCCUGGGCUUCCUGUCCAACUCAAAGAGGUUCAACGUGGCCAUCACCAGACCCAAAGCUUUGCUGAUUGUCUUAGGGAAUCCUCACGUGCUUGUCAGAGACCCCUGCUUUGGUGCCUUGCUGGAGUACAGCAUCACCAACGGCGUGUACACUGGGUGCAACCUUCCUCCCGAGCUGCAGGCUCUGCAGACCUGAUGGCCAGCCAACAGCACCUGGAGCCAUGGACCAGCUGGGCAGAAGCCGGACUUGUGCUCAGUGUGUGACGAUUGGAGAUGUGCGCCUGACACAGGGCUGCUGGACUCCACAGAGGUCCUGGCCCUUCGCAGGGCCCCGGUC